GGAGCCAGUGGCUCCGGGCUUCCUCGGGAGAUCAAAUCGGAAAGAAGGUGGUAAUCUCUUGCUGUUGUGUGCUCUGGGCAUUUGCCGGACGCGCUGCUGCGCCCCUACUGGCUCCGAAGUUAAAACAGUUUGUCGACCUCUUCCUGGAGACUGUGCUCGGCGCAGCAUUGGGAAUAAUCCUUGUGGGUGUUCUCAUCGACCUUGUCCGAGAGCCAAUCAGCAAGACACUAGGCCCUGAGUAUGCUGGCUGGGAUGGCUACGCUUUUCUUACCCUCGGGAUUCCAGCGAGUCUCAUGUUAGCUUGCCAUUCCCGCGGCUGCAGCAAGCU
This is a messenger RNA of Symbiodinium pilosum, 328 nucleotides long. The record is from the annotation of a GenBank genome assembly. Lineage: Eukaryota; Dinophyceae; Suessiales; Symbiodiniaceae.